UCAGUUGAAGAGAUACCGAAUACGCGGGUUACUACGUUGCAUCUUUUACUCAUUGUUUUUGUGUUGUUUCUUCUUUUAUCAUGCGAUAGAUUUCAGUACUCACUAUGAUAAAACGCAUUUGUGUUUCGAUUUAAUGUUUCUUUUUUUCGUCAAUUCAUUACUUUUUUAUGUGUGACUAACAGUUGAAUUUGAAUCUUCUCUGUUGAAUCUAUGAGUCAAAAGUAAAGGAAAAAACGGCGUUGUUAAAACCCGGGCGGCUGAGGAACCAGCUACCGAAAAGCAUCGUGAAAGAAUCUCAACUCUACCGAGGGAACAGGAAUCUGCUUCCACCAUGGAUCUAAAAACGAAAAUUUUACUUUUGCUGGCAAAAUGUAUCAUGUUCUUCUACGACGUGAUCACACUCCCUGUGUACUUUUUAAUUAUGAAGCCGUGGAAGAUCUGGAGAGCGAAGAACACAGUAUGGGCGAAACAAAUACGAGAAGAUGACCCUUAUAGUCCAUGCGUACGACUUGUCCGCAACUGCAUCAAUCCUCUGGAAGGCAUCAAAACUAUGGAUGAGCUUUUUCGCAUGUCUGUGGUGCGGUACGGAACCAAAAAAUGUGUAGGAAUCCGUGAAGUCUUGUCUGAAGCUGAUGAGUACUUCAGAAAUGGAAAGGUGUUCAAGAAGGUCCGACUGAGUGACGAAUACAAAUGGUUUUCGUAUGUUGACAUUGAUCAGAGGGUUGAGAAUUUGUGCAAAGGUAUGCUUGAGCUAGGAUUGCAACCAAAGAAACAAAUUGUGAUAUUUGCUGAAACAAGAAUAGAAUGGAUGUUGACUUGCCAAGCCUGUUUCAGAAUUAAUGUCCCGGUGGCAACUCUUUACGCAACUCUUGGUGAAGAUGGCAUAGUUCAUGGCCUGAAUGAAACAGAAGUCAAAUACAUAUUUACUUCCCAGGAACUUCUACCAAAGUUAAAGAAAAUUAUUGGAAAGCUUCCUUGGGUAACCCACAUAGUUUACAUGGAAAAUAUUAGACCAGCAGAUACUACAGGUUUUCCUGAAAAAGUGUCAAUAGUCUCCUUUUCUCAGCUUGAAAAUAUGGGAAGUGCCUGUGAUCCUGUAUCAUACGAUGCCCCUGAGCCUAACGAUACGGCCAUUCUAAUGUACACGAGCGGUUCUACAGGCAUUCCUAAAGGUGUGAUCUUAUCUCAUAAAAAUAUGGUGACAACUACAUCUGGUCUACUUGAUUGCAUCCCGAAACUGGAUGAAAACGAUCUCUACAUUGGAUAUUUGCCUCUGGCACACGCUUUCGAAAUAUCUGCUGAGGCCUUUUUCUGUGUUAUGGGAAUACCUGUUGGAUAUUCAUCUCCUCAUACAAUGACUGAUAAGGGAACUGCAAUAAUGUCUGGUUGUAAAGGUGAUGCAACAGUUUUGAAACCCACCAUUAUGUGUGCUGUACCUCUGAUGGCUGACAGGAUCCGUAAAGGAGUGAUGGAAGCUACAAAGCAAAAAAGUAGAUUUGCUCAGGAAUUUUUCCAGUUUGCUCUGAAAUACAAGUUGUUCUGGCACAGGAAAGGAUUUAGCACUCCGAUUUUAAACAGGCUUAUCUUUAAUAAAAUCAAGGAGAUGAUUGGCGGUAGAGUCCGUAUAAUGGCUUGUGGCGGGGCUCCUCUUUCACCAGAUACACACGAAUUCAUUCGAAUGUCAUUAGACGUACAAAUGCUCCAAGCCUACGGAAUGACGGAAACGGCCGCUAGCGCUACGCUGAUGGCUAUAAAUGACUUUAGCACAGGACGGGUAGGAGCUCCUUUGAGUAAUUGUUACAUUCGACUUGUUGAUUGGCCUGAAGGAAACUACCAUGCAACUGACAAGCCAUAUCCAAGAGGUGAAAUUGUCAUUGGUGGUGAUUGCGUUUCUUCAGGAUAUUUCAAAAACGAGGCCGUAACAAAAGAAUGUUUCAAAGAGGAAGAUGGCAUUCGAUGGUUCUAUUCUGGUGAUAUCGGGGAGCUUCAUCCAGAUGGUACAUUUAAAAUUAUCGAUCGUAAAAAAGACCUCGUCAAAUUGCAAUAUGGCGAGUAUAUAUCGCUUGGAAAGGUAGAAGCUGAGCUCAAAACUUGCCCAUUGGUUGAUAACAUCUGCGUCGUUGGAAACGGCUUGCAUGACUAUUUGGUAGCCUUGGUGGUUCCAAAUACUGAGCAACUAAAAGCUUUGGCAAAAAAACUCGGGAAAGAGGAUAUGCCGAUGAACAAACUAUGCUUUGACCCUGCUGUAAUAGCUGCUUUUUCAAAAGCUAUCAUGGAGCAAGGCCAAAAAAGCAAACUAAUGCGCACAGAGAUUCCGACCAAGGUGAAACUGUGCUCUGAAGAAUGGCAACCCGAAUCGGGUCUGGUCACAGCUGCUUUUAAAAUUCGAAGGAAAUUCAUAGAACAAUUUUAUCAGAACUCCAUAGAUGAGAUGUAUAAUUCGAGUUUAAAUGGUACAUCUAAAUCUACAUGAUCCUGUGCUGAAUAUGUGUUCACUUUUCUAGGAUGGGAGAAAAAGACUAUUUCAUUAAAAGUACUUUUGAGCUGAGAAGAUUCGGUUUUGAAGUUAUUUAUAAAGUUCAUUAUGGACAUCUUUUACUGCACCUUAUUAGAAACUCCAUUCACUCUAGUUUUAUGUUUUGUGGUUCAUGGAAAUAUAAAUAUUGAAAGUUGUUUUUGUAUAUUUGUUUGAUAUUAAAUAUUUUCUAUUUA
This is a messenger RNA of Argiope bruennichi, 2712 nucleotides long. It is a transcript of the gene Acsl, whose product is annotated as long-chain-fatty-acid--CoA ligase 4-like. The record is from RefSeq and is a predicted model, not a curated record. Lineage: Eukaryota; Metazoa; Arthropoda; Arachnida; Araneae; Araneidae. Bases 332 to 2473 code for a protein of 713 amino acids. Gene Ontology annotation, cellular component: plasma membrane; endoplasmic reticulum; lipid droplet. Gene Ontology annotation, biological process: long-chain fatty-acyl-CoA metabolic process; neuron differentiation; long-chain fatty acid metabolic process. Gene Ontology annotation, molecular function: palmitoyl-CoA ligase activity. The transcript is spliced from 18 exons.